Molecule: messenger RNA, 2423 nt
Organism: Melanotaenia boesemani (Boeseman's rainbowfish)
Lineage: Eukaryota; Metazoa; Chordata; Actinopteri; Atheriniformes; Melanotaeniidae
Gene: slc35b2
Product: solute carrier family 35 member B2
Exons: 4
Coding region: 232-1533 (433 amino acids)
Biological process (GO): transmembrane transport
Cellular component (GO): Golgi membrane; endoplasmic reticulum membrane
Molecular function (GO): 3'-phosphoadenosine 5'-phosphosulfate transmembrane transporter activity
Source: RefSeq, a predicted model, not a curated record
UAUUAAAAAAAGAGGAAGGGGAGGCUUUCCUGUUCAAGUGAACACAUCGACUAUUAAGGAUAAGUGAAAGAUACCAGGGUUAAAGACAGUCAGUCGUAAAGCGUGUAGACCAGAAUUUUUCAAUAAAAAAUAUCUGUCGGAUUUGAGCGACUUCAUGCUGUGUCAUUGCCGAGACGUUUGAGUCUGUCGGCGUGUGUACUGCGCCGGGUGUCGGCCACAGAGUGUGGGAAAAUGCCUGCUUUCUCAUGGAGGGUUUGGCCUGCGCUCGUGUUGCAUUUGUUCGCUUCCACUGUUGCUGCAGAGGAGUCGUCACUGCUAAUUGGUUGGCACGAUGCAUGGCCCUUCCGCUUUCUCAUCAACGUGCUGGGAUACUCCACCAUCAUUGUCCCUGGCUACCUCCUCAUUAGCUAUUUCAAGCGCUCCAAUUAUUUAGAAACAGGUAGUGGGCUUUGCUAUCCCAUCAUAAAGACUUGUGUCUUUGGCAGCGAGGAUAAAACCGGUCUGUCGGAUGAUGUAUCAGCUACAAGCCGAAAUGAGGUUGAUUCAGGCUCAUCAGUCAAACAGGCUGUCAAGUUAAUCUUUUGUGCUGCUGGACUUCAGGCAUCGUACCUGACGUGGGGAGUCCUGCAGGAGAGGGUGAUGACUCGGUCCUACGGAGCUAAGUCUCCAGAGGAAGAGGGGGAGAAAUUCAAGGACUCUCAGUUCUUGGUCUUUAUGAACCGCAUCCUUGCUCUGACAGUGUCGGGCCUUUGGUGCAUGCUGUUCAAGCAACCUCGCCAUGGCGCACCCAUGUACAAAUACUCCUUCGCUUCACUCUCCAACAUCAUGAGCAGCUGGUGCCAGUAUGAGGCCCUAAAGUACAUCAGCUUUCCCACUCAAGUCCUGGCCAAGGCCUCCAAAGUCAUUCCUGUCAUGCUGAUGGGCAAGAUUGUGUCCCAUAAAAGCUACGAAUACUGGGAGUACUUCACCGCUGUGCUAAUCUCUGUUGGUGUCAGCAUGUUUCUGCUGACCAGCACACCCAGCAAGCAUCCAUCCACGGUCACCACCUUCAGUGGAGUCAUCAUCCUCAUCGGCUACAUCGUCUUUGACAGCUUUACCUCCAACUGGCAGGACAACCUCUUCAAGUACAAGAUGUCAUCAGUGCAGAUGAUGUUCGGGGUCAACCUGUUCUCCUGCCUCUUCACCGUGGGUUCACUGCUCGAGCAGGGUGCCUUCUUUGACUCUUUAGCCUUCAUGACACGUCACUCUGAGUUUGCCUUUCACGCAGUCCUGCUGUCCGUGUGCUCAGCAUUCGGUCAGCUCUUCAUCUUCUACACCAUCAACCAGUUUGGCGCUGCCGUCUUCACCAUCAUCAUGACGCUGCGGCAGGCCAUCGCCAUUCUCCUUUCAUGCUUCCUGUAUGGUCACGCGAUCACCUUAGUGGGGGGCUUUGGCGUCACCACAGUUUUCCUGGCACUCUUCUUGCGGGUGUAUGCACGCAGCCGCAUGAAGUCAAGCCGACGGUCAGCACUGCCGCUCGCACAGAAGGUGUAGCACUCCAAAGUCACACCAAACUGGGAACUGAGACCACGUUUUCUGUGGUGCUAUUUGUCUAUUUGUGGGUACCUUAUAUUCUUUUCCAUUUGUUUUUAUUUUUAUUAGCAUUGGUACAGAAAGGGAUAAUGCAGUUUUGAUUCUUACACAAAGAUGCCCCCAAGGGGUCCAUGUGAUCUGUCGGGUCAUUGAAAGUAUGAGUGCCUGUAAGAUUGUCUUAAGUUUUAAAAAACCUCUUCAGCUCUUCUACACUUUAACCAGCUUUUUUUUUUCCAGCUUGUGCAGCCAUUUUAAGGCUAUUGUAUGGCUAAGCAUUAUGCUUUAAGCAUUGGCAACAUUGCCUGUGUCCAAAAAGGAUAAAACCAUGUGGUCACUUUCUAUAAGGGACACUUUUAUAUAUGUGAGGGUACAUUUCUUUCGCAGUGGCAAAACCUUGAUCUUAGACUUGUGUUAUAUUUGGAAAGGAGGGCUUUCUGUGUCUGUUUUACCUUUUAAAGAUGGUAACACACCAUAAACACACUACUGUUUAAUUCAAGAUUUCUUCAAAUAUUCCAGCAGCUUCCAUCAACAUAGUGGGUUGGUGAACAACAGAAGUACACAAACUGUACACAAUUAUCCCAAUGCCACAGCCCCAGAAUGUGUUGUGAACUCUUUUUGCACCAUUUAUAUGUUUUUAAUUCCACUGCAGAUUUGUAUGUAUCAUUUAAAGUAAUUGGGUCAAGAAAAACCAUGUAAAUAUAUCUCUUAUGUUACCCAUUAUCUCAAACCAACUUGCCUGUUGUGUUCUUUUGUAAAAAAAAAAAAGAUUGCUUCAUGCAUUUUUCAUGUGAAUGUUUGGAACAACACUGAAUGAUUUGUGUUAAUAAAACAAAGAUGUGAAGAUACUGUAA